AUGCCUGGGGUGCAAUGGCGUCAUGUUAAGUCCGAAGACAAUCCAGCCGAUUGCGCAACUCGAGGGUUUUCGUCGGAGCAGCUUCAGCAGUCUUCCCUGUGGUGGGAAGGACCUGAAUGGAUCAGUAAUGAUUGGAUGCAGGUAAUUGAUAGAUUGCCCGUGGAUGUUUCGCUAGAUGUAGUAAAUGCACAGGUUGCUGUUGAGAAGAAGGUUGACGAGAAUCAAGAAUCACAAGCGCUGUCUUAUUUGGAGAAGUUUUCGAGUUUUCCAAAGAUGUUGCGGAUUUUGGCUUGUGCUUACAGAUGGCGUUCGAAUGCGGUCAAGUCCAGAGGAAGUCGCUGCACUGGUCAUUUUACUGCUGAGGAGAUGGAGGCUGCUCGAGGCUUGCUCCGAGUUGGAGGCCGAUUGCAGCAUUCGUUCUUGCAGUUCGAUGAGAAGCACUCGAUUAUACUGCCAGCAUCUAGUAUUAUAGUCAAGAGGUUGAUUGAGGAGGUACAUCGUCAGACUCUUCAUGGAGGCGUUCAGCUGAUGCUCAGUUCCCUCAAUAGGACGUAUUGGAUUUCACGUGGGUUAAGAGUUGUACAGGGAGUUUAUCGGCGCUACCAUAGAUGUAUUCCCCAGCGAGUUUUCGCAUACACCGGUCUGGACUAUGCGGGACCGUUUCCAAUAUUGUUCUCCAAGGGCAGAGGUGCCAAGUCUACAAAGGGAUAUAUAGCGAUUUUUGUGUGUAUAGUUGUUCGAGCUGUUCAUAUUGAAGUUGUGUCAGAUUUGUCCACUGCGUUUCUAGCAGCGUUUCGCAGAUUCACCGCUCGGCGUGGACUUUGUAGGAUGGUAUUCAGCGACAACGGCACCAACUUCAAGGGCGCAGCCACAGAAAUUGACAGGUUAUUCCAACGGGCUUCAUCAGUAUCGCAGGAGGUGGCAGCUGCAUUGGCGAAGGACGGUAUAGUAUGGUCUUUUAUACCUCCUAGAGCUCCUCAUUUCGGAGGACUAUGGGAGUCGGCAGUGAGAAGUUUUAAGCAUCACUUCAAACGUGUUAUUGGAGACACGUCAUUAACGUUCGAGGAAAUGUCGACAGUAAUGUCACAAUAA
This is a messenger RNA of Nasonia vitripennis (jewel wasp), 1092 nucleotides long. RefSeq lists its product as uncharacterized. Gene Ontology annotation, molecular function: nucleic acid binding. The record is from RefSeq and is a predicted model, not a curated record. Bases 1 to 1092 code for a protein of 363 amino acids. Lineage: Eukaryota; Metazoa; Arthropoda; Insecta; Hymenoptera; Pteromalidae. Gene Ontology annotation, biological process: DNA integration. The transcript is spliced from 2 exons.